AUGGCUGCCCCUCUAGGGACCAAUCUGGCGUUCCCCGUUGUUCCAAAAAUGUACGAAAAGAACACCGUGGAGAAGGACAAGAAGGAGAAGAGGAUCACGAGGCGAAAAAUGUGGAGCGAUUCGUCAUGAGGAGCCGACUGGCGGCAUCAUCAUUUUUCGAUGGGCGGAGGGGAACAAAUGUUGCCGAGAGCCUCGUAAAUGUUCGCCUUGGAACUCUCGAAUUGCGACACCUUUUGUUUUGAGCGCCGAUCCCGUCAAUUUGUGUUCAUUGGGCUCAUCCAAGGGGGACAUGCAAAUGAGCACGGCUUGUGUUGCAACAGCGUGGAAAUGGUGUAAAUUGUUCAAUCUCAUCUGAUUUAUAGGCUUCGAAGGGGAUUUAGAGAUUCUCAGGAGACUCUCCUUUUCCCAGUGCAAGGGCUGGCCGGUCAGCCCCCGGGCAUUUUCAAAGCCCGAGGUGGUCCCUGCUUGCCAGUUAGCGAGACGUCCGUCAAGAGCGUUCGGCCCUUUUAUUCGAAGCCUGGCCUGGCCCAAGCCCGCACAAAAAAUGAGGCUCAAAGCCCGGGUCUGCCCGGCACAGGCUGCACCGCCCGGAUUUGCUUACGUUAA
Messenger RNA from Caenorhabditis auriculariae, 606 nucleotides. NCBI's taxonomy places the organism in Eukaryota, Metazoa, Nematoda, Chromadorea, Rhabditida, Rhabditidae. The record is from the annotation of a GenBank genome assembly.